UCGCCAGGGACAAUCCGGUUUAUCGUUUUAUUUUUUCCAGUUGGGUUGUUCGUCCUGCCGAGACGUGCACGAGUUAUUAAUUCGUACCGGCUCUCGCCACAUACUGCCUGCACCCGUUUUAGAGGACAAAAGAAAUGGCUAGUAACAACAGCAGACGUUUAUUCAAAUUUGUGUCGGAACACAUUACACAUUCCUCCAGAAACUAUGGAACUGCUAAAAGGGUGGUGGCAGCUAAACCUGUUGUGGAGAUGGAUGGAGAUGAGAUGACCAGAAUUAUUUGGGCUAUGAUCAAAGAAAAGCUUAUAUUUCCCUAUGUGAAGCUGGACUGCCUGUACUUCGACCUGGGGCUGCCGCACCGCGACGCCACCGACGACCAGGUGACCAUCGACGCCGCGCACGCCAUCCUCAAGCACAACGUCGGGAUCAAGUGCGCCACCAUCACGCCUGAUGAACAGAGAGUUGAAGAGUUCAAGCUGAAGAAGAUGUGGCUGAGCCCGAACGGCACCAUCCGCAACAUCCUGGGCGGCACGGUGUUCCGCGAGCCCAUACUGUGCGCCAGCAUCCCCCGGCUGGUGCCCGGCUGGACCAAGCCCAUCGUCAUCGGCCGCCACGCGCACGGCGACCAGUACAAGGCCCAGGACUUUGUUGUGCCCAAACCUGGAAAGGUGGAAAUGGUGUACACUAUGGCCGACGGCACGGUGGACAAGCGCCUGCUGUUCGAGUUCAAGGUGCCCGGGGUCGCCCUCGGCAUGUACAACACGGACGAAUCCAUUCGCGCAUUCGCACAUUCAAGCUUUCAGGUGGCGCUACAAAAGAAAUGGCCGCUGUACUUGUCUACGAAGAACACAAUUCUCAAGAGAUACGACGGUCGCUUCAAGGAUAUCUUCGAAGAGGUCUACCAGAGCGACUAUAAGAAGCAGUUCGAAGACGCCAAGAUCUGGUACGAGCACCGGCUGAUCGACGACAUGGUGGCGCAGGGCAUGAAGAGCAGCGGCGGCUUCGUGUGGGCCUGCAAGAACUACGACGGCGACGUGCAGUCCGACAUCGUCGCACAGGGCUACGGCUCCCUGGGCAUGAUGACAUCAGUGCUGAUGUGCCCCGACGGCAAGACCGUGGAGUCUGAGGCGGCGCACGGCACGGUGACGCGCCACUACCGCAUGCACCAGCAGGGCAAGCCCACCUCCACCAACCCCGUGGCGUCCAUCUACGCGUGGACCCGGGGGCUCAUCCACCGCGCCAAGCUGGACAACACGCCCGAUUUGGCCAAAUUCGCGCUCUCUCUGGAAGAGGCCUGCGUGGAGUGCAUCGACAGCGGCAAGAUGACUAAGGACCUGGUGAUCUGUAUCCACGGCAUGGAGAACACCAAGGAGGGCAUGUUCUUGCACACCGAAGACUUCCUGCUGGCUAUCGCCGACCAGCUGGAGCGCAAGCUUUCUAAGUAAACGACCACCGCGUUCCAGACAUUGUUGUAGCAGAAGGCUCGGGGAAAUCUACAAUCA
Cydia amplana is the source of this 1499-nucleotide messenger RNA. RefSeq names its product isocitrate dehydrogenase [NADP] cytoplasmic-like. Gene Ontology annotation, molecular function: NAD binding; magnesium ion binding; isocitrate dehydrogenase (NADP+) activity. The transcript is spliced from 9 exons. The record is from RefSeq and is a predicted model, not a curated record. Lineage: Eukaryota; Metazoa; Arthropoda; Insecta; Lepidoptera; Tortricidae. Gene Ontology annotation, cellular component: mitochondrion. The coding region runs from base 135 to 1442 and encodes 435 amino acids. Gene Ontology annotation, biological process: NADP+ metabolic process; isocitrate metabolic process.